AUGCCAGUACUUCGCCUGUAUCUGGACGAGGAAGCGAACCUGAAGCCUGACUAUUGGCUCUCCAGGGCUUCGCUGGAGAACGUGAUAGCAGCCACAAGCAGCCAGCAGGAUCACGGAUGGGGCCACUACCUCGAGGUGCUGGUUUUUGUGUUUUGGUUGGCGAGCGCCACCUCAUACCGUGUUGUGUCCCGGAGCUUUGGCAUUCCUCGCACCACCGUACACGAUAUGGUACACAAAGUGUCCAGAAAGCUGCUAAAAAUUUUAAAGAGAGUUAUUCAUCUGCCUUCUGCUGCCGAGCUGGAGGAUAUGGGCAAUGAAAUCGCCCGUCUUGCUGGUUCCCCUGCUUUCUCCAGGGCAGUGGGCAGCAUAGAUGGGUGCCACAUCAGGAUUAAACCCCCAUCCCUGGAUGCCCAGUGUUACCUGAACCGGAAGCUGUUUCCAUCUAUCCAGCUGCAGGCGGUGUGCGACCACAGAGGCAGGUACCUGGACAUCUUCGCAGGGUACCCUGGGUCCGUCCACGACUCCAGGGUCUUGAAGAAUAGCCCGCUAUAUACAGGCCAGCUAUAUCCACCCCAAGGCUUUUUUAUCCUUGGGGAUGGUGGGUACCCCUGUCUGUCUGCUCCCAUUGGCCUCAUUACACCCUAUAAAGAGCCAGUCCACCAACCAACGGCCAGGUGCUUCAAUUACCACCAUGCCAAGGCGAGAUCCAUCGUGGAGAGGUCCUUUGGGAGCAUGAAGACCCGAUGGAGGACAAUAUUCUUCAAGGCUCUGGAGGUUAAACCAACAUUUGCCCCCGAUGUCAUCGCCUGCUGUGCCAUCCUCCACAAUGUUUGCCUUUCCAACGGUGACAUUGUGGAGCCAGCAGAGGAGGUCCUCAGGCCGGAUGACGAUGCUGGAGACCAACACCAACACCAGGACCAGCAAAGUGGGGAGCGAAUUCGGGAGCUGUUGAUGGCAGCUGUCUCUGCUCCUGAUGGGCGAGUGCCGGCUCUGGAGGACCAUGACUACAUGUAG
Molecule: messenger RNA, 1014 nt
Organism: Plectropomus leopardus (leopard coralgrouper)
Lineage: Eukaryota; Metazoa; Chordata; Actinopteri; Perciformes; Serranidae
Source: RefSeq, a predicted model, not a curated record